Messenger RNA from Limanda limanda (common dab), 1134 nucleotides. RefSeq names its product heparan sulfate (glucosamine) 3-O-sulfotransferase 2 (gene hs3st2). The record is from RefSeq and is a predicted model, not a curated record. Gene Ontology annotation, molecular function: [heparan sulfate]-glucosamine 3-sulfotransferase activity. Bases 1 to 1134 code for a protein of 377 amino acids. The transcript is spliced from 2 exons. NCBI's taxonomy places the organism in Eukaryota, Metazoa, Chordata, Actinopteri, Pleuronectiformes, Pleuronectidae.
AUGGCACAUAGGCUCCUCUCAUCUACGAACAGAUUCAGCGCAAGACUCGCCUUCAUCUUCACCGUGUCACUGUCCUGCACCUAUUUGUGCUAUAGUAUUCUUUUCUGCCGGGGCACACUCAUGACCAACCAGGGAUACGAGGGGAAACGGUGCCCGCCGAGCAAGACCGCAGCAGGGGGGAAGAAACUUCUUGGAAAUUCAGAGAAUUGCGCGUCGCUGGAAGUCCGGUCCGCCCUGGAUGAGACCGCUGCCCGGCGAGGAUCCAGUGAGCUCCGGGACCGAAGUAAAGCCCCCCCCGCGUCCGGGAGUCACUGGGCUGAUACCAAGUUGAGAAACAUGAGCGUUGCGCAGAGAUAUGGGAAUAAGAAGCUGCCGAACGCGUUGAUAGUCGGGGUGAAGAAAGGAGGCACCAGGGCGGUGCUGGAGUUCAUCCGGAUACAUCCAGAUGUGCGCGCACUCGGAACAGAGCCGCACUUUUUCGACAGAAACUACGACAGGGGGCUGGAUUGGUACAGGGGACUGAUGCCGCGAACACUAGACAGCCAGAUCACGUUAGAGAAGACUCCCAGCUACUUCGUCACCAGAGAGGCACCCAGACGCAUCUCCAGCAUGUCCCACGAGACCAAGCUGAUUGUUGUGGUGCGUAACCCGGUCACAAGAGCCAUCUCCGACUACACGCAGACUCUUUCCAAGAAGCCCGACAUUCCCACGUUUGAGCACCUGGCCUUUAAGAACAGAAGUUUAGGUCUCGUUGACACCUCCUGGAACGCCAUUCGGAUCGGAAUGUACAUCCUGUACCUGGAGAACUGGCUGCAGUACUUUCGCCCGUCACAGAUGCACUUUGUGAGCGGCGAGCGGCUGAUCACUGAUCCAGCGGGGGAGAUGGGCCGCGUUCAGGACUUCUUGGGACUGAAACGAAUAAUCACGGACAAGCACUUCUACUUUAAUCGAACCAAAGGCUUCCCCUGUCUGAAGAAGCCGGAGAGCAGCAGCCAGCCACGCUGCCUCGGCAAAUCCAAGGGGAGGACUCACGUAUUGAUCGACGAGGAGGUCAUAGAGCAGCUGCAGGAGUUUUAUAGGCCAUUUAAUACCAAAUUCUAUGAAACAGUGGGACAGGACUUCAAGUGGGACUGA